Messenger RNA from Momordica charantia (bitter melon), 1014 nucleotides. RefSeq names its product ribosome biogenesis protein. Gene Ontology annotation, cellular component: 90S preribosome; nucleolus; preribosome, small subunit precursor. NCBI's taxonomy places the organism in Eukaryota, Viridiplantae, Streptophyta, Magnoliopsida, Cucurbitales, Cucurbitaceae. Gene Ontology annotation, biological process: maturation of SSU-rRNA from tricistronic rRNA transcript (SSU-rRNA, 5.8S rRNA, LSU-rRNA). The record is from RefSeq and is a predicted model, not a curated record.
AGUUCAGUGACGAUUUUUUAUUUUUAUUUUUUUGUUGAGCUGUGCAGGGGAGAGUUAAUCUCAACCAAUUUUCUCAGACAAACCCUAUUUCAUCAGCAUACUUGAGUUGAGUUCGCCGAUUUUCUCCGGGAAUCUCAUCUCAGAAUCAGAACCAGGUAUGCCAUUGCAAUUUAUUGUUUUCAUGAACUUUUUCGCCGAUUUUCUCCGAGAAUCUCAUCUCAGAAUCAGAAUCAGGUCGCGAACAAUGAGUAAAACUGGAACUGGAAGUUUUCAUGAACUUUAUUGUUUUCCUUUUUACAAUUUGAGGAUAGAAAUCUCCGAUUGAGCAGGAGGUCUCUAUAUAAUAGGAUUAAUUCUUUUGAUCAAGUCAUCAGAAAGCUCGCAAGUUUUAAUUAUGGGCAAACCGGUCUCUCGGUCGGAUUCGAAAUCUAAAGCCGAACGAAAAUUUCAAAAGAAGGUCCAGUUUUAUGAGAGAGUUGGAGAAACCGUUACUGCCUUGAAUGCUCAAAAAACCAUUAGUAAGAACUCAAAAAAGCGAAGUCGAAAAAAGCAGUUGAAAGCUUUCGAUCUGACCACUCUGUCAGAGUUUCUUCCUGGAUUGGAGGCUCCUAAACAAAAAUCUUCUGCAGCCGAGUUAAAAGUAAAUUGCAAGUCCAGGCUAAAGUUUAUAUUGAAGGAAAGAAAGCAGAUGGGUACAGUUCUUAAUCACCCUGCAUUCCAGGCAGAUCCCUUGAAAGCUAUUCAUCUACAUUUGGAGAGCACACAGCCAGUUGAGGAACCAAAGAAAAAAAAUACGAACAAAAAUGGGAGCAAGAAGAGGAAAGAGAAAAAGUUGAAGGCUUCUGCAGGACCUCAACAAAUGUGUGUUGGUCUUUUUGGUCUUAGUCUUGAUUAAUUAAUUAAUGUUUUGUUUUGAUGAUAACAAACACAUUUAGUGUAACGGUUUUGAAUCUCCUAAGUUGGAGUUAAAAUGAAAAAAAGUUAUUGAGAAAACAGAAAACAUCUUAUUUUGAA